GUCCUGGUCUGCUUCUGGGUUCUGGCUUAGUUAACCGUGACAGUUCCAAAGAGGACUCCCUGGCUUACCAGCUUCACUUGGAACUUGAUGAGCAGCUGCAUUACCUGCAACUGAAGCAUUUACAGUAUAUUGGCCAUUCUUCCUUGGUGGAUGCUGACCUUUCUGCUCUUGAGGAGACCUGUCUGUCUGUUACAGACCAGUAGAGAGCCCAAGGAGCUUUAGAGAGGGAAUAAAGUCCUCAGUGGAUAUCAACAACACAGACAGUGGUGGAUUCGAAAAGGAUAUCCAUCCUAUGGUAAAAGGAAACAGAAGUUCCCCUCCACUAUCUGGGUUGCAUUUGAGACUUGGCUUAGUCCACAGGAUCAUCAUCCCCAGCACAGCCAUUGAUGUAGGGAGAAGUAUGGAGCUCCAAAAGAUGAACGGGCAACAUAGCAGGGACCUUGGUCCAGAUAAGCUCAAUUUAGAAGAUGGGUUUGAUGGACUGGAGUUCAUAGCAGAGCGGGAUGAGUUCCUGCCAGGGAAGAGCCCAGGAAUAAAAGCACCUCAGUUCACUGAUUUUGAGGGGAAGACGUCAUUUGGAAUGUCCAUCUUUAAUCUCAGCAAUGCCAUCAUGGGUAGUGGAAUUCUGGGACUAGCGUACGCAAUGUCAAACACCGGAAUCGUCCUCUUCCUUAUCCUGUUGCUAUGCAUCGCCAUUUUGUCAGCCUAUUCCAUCCACCUCCUCCUGAGAAGUGCAGGAGUUGUAGGCAUCCGUGCCUAUGAGCAGCUAGGGCACCGUGCCUUUGGACAACCAGGCAAAGUGUUGGCUGGCUCUAUCAUCACCAUGCACAACAUUGGAGCGAUGUCCAGCUACCUCUUCAUUGUAAAGUCUGAGCUCCCGUUGGUCAUGCAGGCCUUUCUGGGCCUGACGGAAAAUACUGGAGAGUGGUACUUAGAUGGAAAGUACCUGAUCAUCACCGUAAGCGUCAUCAUCAUCUUACCACUCUCACUCAUGCGACAUCUUGGGUACCUGGGCUACACCAGUGGCUUCUCUCUCUGCUGUAUGGUUUUCUUCCUUAUCUCCGUGAUCUAUAAGAAGUUCAACAUCCCGUGUCCACUGGAGAAGAUAACCAGUCAUGAUAACCACUCAUUCGUCUCCCCAGCGUACGGCACCUCUGAUGUGGACUUCUGUGAACCAAAGUUCUUCACCAUCAACAUGCAGACAGCAUAUACCAUCCCCAUCCUGGCUUUCGCUUUUGUCUGCCAUCCUGAGGUGCUUCCCAUCUACACAGAGCUACGAGACGCCACCAAGAAACGCAUGCAGACAGUUGCCAACAUCUCCAUUCUGGCCAUGUUCGUCAUGUACGGGCUAACCGCUAUCUUCGGUUACCUCACCUUCUUUGGUGGAGUAGAGACAGUGCUCCUUCAUACAUACAUUAAAGUGAACCCUUUAGACACCCUGAUCCUGUGUGUGCGUAUGGCUGUGCUGGUGGCUGUUACUCUUACUGUCCCUGUGGUACUCUUUCCGAUCCGCAGGGCCCUGCUGCAGCUGCUGUUCCCUGAGAAGCCCUUCCACUGGGCUCACCACAUCUCCAUCGCCGUGUGUCUCCUCAUCAUCGUCAACCUACUGGUCAUCUUCGUGCCCACCAUUCGAGACAUCUUCGGCGUCAUUGGGGCGACCUCUGCACCCAGCCUAAUCUUCAUCCUCCCGGGAAUCUUCUACAUCAGGAUUGUUCCUGAAGAAACAGAGCCUUUAAAAUCCAUACCAAAGAUGAUGGCUGCCUGUUUUGCUGCGUUAGGCUUCGUCUUCAUGGUGAUGAGUAUGUCAUUCAUCAUCAUUGGUUGGGUGUCCGGAGAGUCUCGGAGCGGAGGCGGGCACUAGCAACAGACCACAAUAAACAGUAAUACCAGCAAAAUGCCAACCAAAGCUCUCCCAAACAUCAAAUUCCCCACGACGUGCCCAUUAUUUAACCAUAGCCAAAUGAGAGGGCCUCGGCUGGACAUGGAAAAUAAUAUAUCAUUAAAAUUCCCCCACAAGAUGGCAUUACGUUCCAUGUGGUGGUAGGUCAUGUAUGGGGUGGGAAACACAGAACCAGCAACACAAAGCAACAGCUCUGAGGUGACAAACAUUAUGGUUUGCUUUCAGUAUGUUGUUUCGAGGCACUAAUAAAGUUGUCGCAGAGACAACAGGUUCUGAGGGUAAUGAUAGUAUUUAUGUUAUAAGUGUACCAAUGAAUGGCUUCAUCAUUGCCAAAGUCAUCAUUACCCUCCUUAUCUACCUCCCUUGAAUUUUCAAUGAGAUAUUUUUACACAUGAAGAAAAAAAAAGAAAUUAAAUGGAUCUAUUAUUCUGGCAUGUUGCAGAUUUUUUUCUCUUUAUGGGAAGUUUUUAUUUUCAAAUAAGAUUGUACAGUUAUGUAAUUUUCUCUAAGAUUGUCAUUUAUUCAUCAAGGAAUGUGUGUUAUUUUUAAUCAAAUCAAAUCCAGAAUUUGUGCAGUGUUUUGCCCUAUGCCCAUACACAUUGCUAGGUGUAUUGACUCUAGAGUAUCCUAAGGUUUGAUCAUUCCUGUUAGUUUUUUCCAUGGUACCAAGCUCAUGUUAGCAUAACACAGUCAGACAUUUUCCUAUAAGUGCAGCUAUCAGCCGUGAUAAUGCCAGAAGGGAUAACCCUCCCAAUUCUUCAUGACUGAUUAAUUUAAAAACUUUUAUGUGAACUGUAUUUAUACUAUAUCCAGUAACUUGAAAUGGAUAUUUAAAACUUUUAUAUUGUUUUUAUCUGUCAUGUGGUACAUACCAAAAAAUAUAUCAAAUUUACUCUGUCAAGUCAUCAUGGAAUGCACAUGAAUAGGCAUGGAGAGGGCUGUUGGUGUGAUCAUACAAACAAAUGCACACUCAACACAAACUCAAUUCUGACCUCAGCGUCGCUAGUCAGUCAGAGAGCAGAAGUAGCAUGAUCUCAUCUGCUAUCUUUAGACUUGGCUUUUCUGAGUAAGUCUGAGAGAAACUCCGAAUAGGGGAGUCCUCUAUAAGAUGGGGUCAAUUUAACUAUGGACCGACAUUUUUAAGAGAACAUUGAGUCUGUGUUUUUUUCUUUGGUCUUUUAAAAAUGUAGUUGUUUGUUAUUUGUCCAAUAAAAGUUUCAUGUAAUGAAA
Molecule: messenger RNA, 3130 nt
Organism: Coregonus clupeaformis (lake whitefish)
Lineage: Eukaryota; Metazoa; Chordata; Actinopteri; Salmoniformes; Salmonidae
Product: sodium-coupled neutral amino acid transporter 5-like
Exons: 18
Coding region: 293-1861 (522 amino acids)
Biological process (GO): L-histidine transmembrane transport; glycine transport; L-glutamine transport
Molecular function (GO): glycine transmembrane transporter activity; L-glutamine transmembrane transporter activity
Source: RefSeq, a predicted model, not a curated record